Blastomyces dermatitidis ER-3 is the source of this 870-nucleotide messenger RNA. RefSeq lists its product as uncharacterized. NCBI's taxonomy places the organism in Eukaryota, Fungi, Ascomycota, Eurotiomycetes, Onygenales, Ajellomycetaceae. The record is from RefSeq and is a predicted model, not a curated record. The coding region runs from base 1 to 870 and encodes 289 amino acids. The transcript has 4 exons.
AUGCCCUCCGUGCUGCUGGAGAGCUACACUGGUUCUAAUCAUUCUCAAGGCAUCGCGGUGGGCCGUCUCUAUCGGGACAUUGUUGGCCUGAGUAAGCGCACCAAGGCAAAGUACAGUCUGCUUAAACAGCGACUAGAGGGCCUGAUAUCGGACCUUGAACAGUGGCAUUCAAUAUUCGAUCCAUCCGGGUACCUCCUAACACGGCUUGUUAGCGGCAAAGUCGAUGAUUGUACUCAAGCAGACGAUUACCUAUCAAAUUACCGUGAACUGGCAGGUGGCUCCUCCCUGUGCCUCGCAACCGCUGCACAAACUGCGCAAACAGUACUACUGGACCACACAGCAAUUCAGGAUGCUGUAGAUCCAAAUAUCGUUCUCAGCCAAGUCAAAGAGAUUUCACAGCUUUUAUCCAUUUCGGACCCGUUUUCCCUCGGCUUCUUGAAAUGUCUGGGCGUAUUGCGGUCCAAUAAUAGGCAAUUCCAAUGCAAAAUUGCGAAUCAGCAAAUCACUCUCUCGAGCAAUCCUAUCGUUCCACACCGCCAACUGCGUGCACAAGAACAUCCGGCCCGAAACCAUAAUCCUGCUGCCAGAAAAUAUAGGAGAAAUGAGCCAACCCACCUGAUCGGUUUUGAGCAAUUACAGCCCUCAUCGGGCCACUCAGCCCGAUUCGCGGACGUGCACAACAUCUAUAGUCUAGGCGUCUGUUUGCUGGAAAUCGGCCUAUGGACGUUUUUUGUUGAGCUCGCUAGCGGCUCAGAUGAGGAGCCUUGCCCACGUGCAUUGCUGGACAUUUGCCUGGAGCUUGGCAUAAGGAAUAAACCACAGGCGGCGUUGAGGAUCAAAAGAGAAGCUGGUGGCUCACGCGAAAGUUAG